This is a messenger RNA of Hylaeus anthracinus, 1725 nucleotides long. Its product is annotated as oxysterol-binding protein-related protein 11. Bases 103 to 687 code for a protein of 194 amino acids. The record is from RefSeq and is a predicted model, not a curated record. Lineage: Eukaryota; Metazoa; Arthropoda; Insecta; Hymenoptera; Colletidae. The transcript has 2 exons.
CUGUCUUGAUGUGUCAAUUCAGUUGACAGAUUGCUAUAAGUAACCAUAAGCAACUGUUCGAUUUAAAUACUGUGAGGCUUACAUACAAUAGGGAUAGAAACUAUGAACGUUCAAAUAAGGCACCCUUACGAGGGUUUAUUGCAUAAGUAUACUAAUGCCAUGAAAGGCUGGCAAUAUCGUUGGUUUAUCCUUAGCCCUGAAACUGGUGAACUGCAUUAUUUUCUUAGCGAAUCUGAGAAAAAUCAACGACCAAGAUGUUCGAUAUAUUUAGCGGGUGCAGUAAUCGCGCCAAGCGAUGAAGAUUCUAAUACAUUCACUGUUAACUCUGCCACAGGUGAUAUGAUUAAAUUGAGAGCUACACAUGCCCGUGCUCGCCAAGAAUGGGUGGAUAAACUACGAGCAGUUACAGAAAUGUAUACCAGAGCAAUUGCCAGCAGCCACCCUCCUCUACCUCCAAGGGAACAUUCUUCUAACUCCAACAGAACUCCUGUCGACAAGUUGGAAGUUUUAGAUGCUUUUGCUAAUUGUCAAGAACAAUUGAGGAAAGUAGAAAAGCAGAAUCUUGCAUUAGCCCAAACUAUUGAAAACUCGAGCUUAAACUUGGACCCAGAUUUGUUAGUUCUUAAAGCUACAGCUCAUACCACACUGCACACAUUAAAUCAAUGCCUUAAUAUAUUAUAUCAAUAAUUUUCAUUAGAAGUAUCAUUGUCAUUGAUAAAAGAUUUGCAGAAAUGCUUUUAUCAAUCAUUACCUAAACGUAUCAAAUGCAUUUCAAUUAUUUCCUAUGGAAUAUAUUUUAAACUUCUUACUGACAAUCCAACUGUAUGUUCUUCCAAGUCAGUGAUACAGGAGAGUUUGCCUUCUUACUAAAUAUUAGAUAGAAAUAAAUAAUGUGAUGUUCGUAGGAUUCUUGAAUGUAAUACUCCCAUUCAUUCUUUUAAAUGUAAAGAUUUUUCUAAAUCAUUACAUUUAAAGUAUGUAAUGCAGUGCUUUCCAAAUUAGGGAAUACAGAUGAAAAUUUUGAAUAGAAAGAAAUGUGGAUACCAUCUUUUUCCUAUUAGGAUAUUGAUUAUUGCAGCUUAUUAAUUGUAGGACUAUAAUUUUCAUGUAUUAUUUUAAAUAUACCACUUAUCUUAUUUAAAAAAUGUUUCAAUUUCUAAAUUUUAGUUUAUUUCUUCUUCAAGAAAUUUGUUUACAAUCCAUGAGAAUGGCUUUAAAAAAGUUUGGAAACCACUGAUGCAAAUUGUGAAUUUAUGACUAUACAUAAAUUUAAUAUCUUUGAAUUAAAGUAGGAUUGAACAAACACUUGCUAUUAUUAUAUGUAAACCUGUAAUAAAAAAAAAUAAGACACUUGGUCAUUUUUGCUGAAGCAAAAAUCAAUUAUUACAACAUGAGCCUUACAGUAACAAAUAUGUUUAUAUUGUUAAGUGAAAAAACCAGUCUUUCCGAUUGAAUUGUCGUUUUUAAGGAAGAAAAACCAAAGCGGCGGUUUCAUCUCUGAAUAAGUGUCAAGGACACGCCAUUAGGUGAAGGUGAACAAGCAGGAAACUUUUACUUUGCUUAAACAGUAGAUUCGAUCAGUAUGAUCAUCGCGUGGUCCACGUAACGAUCACAGUUACGCACUCAUGUAAUAGAAAAAUUUAAGUUAACGUUUUUAUGAUCGAAAUCAUGGUUAUUAAUAAAAAGAGCGAAAUGGCUUAAAAAUUAUUCUAUUUUACUUUUAAA